GUGUCACUGGCUGAGAUUUCUCAGUCAGUGUCUCCUUAUGAGUCACUGGCUGAGCUUUCGCAGUCAGCGUUCCCCGGUGUGUCUCUGUGAGUCACUGGCUGAGAUUUCUCAGUCAGUGUCGGUCUUCCUCUGUCGCUGACCUGUCUGUUAGCAUCUCUUUCUCUCUCUGAGCCUCCCCCUAUUAUCUUCCUCCAAGUCCGUAUCAGUGAUACGCAGGGCGGUCCUUCCGCAGUUGGAUUAGCCCGAAUGGUUGCGCUGGAAGCGGUAAUUCUUCGUUCAGUUCGGCGGCUCUAGAGCAUUGGAACGGGCCAGAGGACAGCUCCCUCUGGAAAGUGUUGGAAUAACUUAUUAUAUUAGCGAAAGCUCCGGUAUCCCAGUGAGGCCGGCACUCAGUUGCGAGGUUUCCUGGCGCCGGGAGCAAGCCCUGAGUUCUGUUGAUCUGGAGCAGGAGCAGGGUUCGCUGGCGGAGUGCCGCCAACAACAACUUGCAUUGAUCCAGCGCCUUCUGAAACUUCCCGGGGGCCGGGAAGCUGCUGAGGAGGGGGUGCUGCAUCUCCAGCACGCACCUUCCCGAGCCUUGCAAGCUCGACAGAGGCUGGGGAUUUGCGGCACCGAGCCCGGAGGGUUAAACAGGGAGACCGCUGAGCUCUGCGGCAGGAUCCUGGGAUAGAGGGACCGCAGAGGAGAGAGAGAGACAGAAGGGGGAAGAGGUGUGACAGCGGGUGGCUCUCUGUUUCACCCCGGAGGUCCUCGGCACACUUCCCAAGUAAUCGAGGUUGAUGGUUUCAAAGCUGCUACUGAAGGAUUUGAGAUAAUGGGAACUGCAGAUGCUGGAGAAUUCCAAGAUAAUAAAAUGUGAGGCUGGAUGAACACAGCAGGCCAAGCAGCAUCUCAGGAGCACAAAAGAAGGAUUUGAUUUAUUAUUGUCACAUGUACCUAGCAGAUAUGCCUGGAUGUGAUUGGCUUGCGAUUGCUGCCUGACACCUGAACCAAGGAGCAGGGUUUUAUGUCUCCAGAGGCACUGGGAAGGCAUUUGGAUCAGUGGGCUUCUGUAAGGGCUCCUAUUACUAGACUGCUGUGGAUGAUAUAAUUGCCCUGUUUCUCGUUGGCAGGCAAAUUCAAAAGCCACAAAUUCACCAUGGAAGAAAACCCAACGGAAUAUCCCAUAAGUGUGAUCAAAAAUCCACCAGCCUGGGAAAUGGGCAUAUAUGGUUCAGGAGUCCUGAUCAUCCUGAUGAUCAUUGGAGUGAACCUCUGGAAACUGUGGAAAUCUGGAAACUAUCCUGCUCCCUCUCCUUUCCCAAAUUACGAUUACAGAUACUUGGAGCAGAAGUAUGGAACAUCAUACUCCGAGGUUCGGCAAAAGAGAUCAGUGGCUUCAAGUUAUAAAAAACCUCCAGAGAAAAGUUUUCCAAGCCGUCAAUCAAGCCUAAAGAUAGAUGAAACAUUUGAAACUAUUAAUGAGCUCGGAACUCUGGAACUGAUGACUAAAGAUUUGGAGUUGACAUCCUAUGGACACAUGAAAAAAUCUGUAUCUACAGACUCACUGAAUUCCAUAUCUUCCAUUGGUAAUAACUUUGGCCAUGACUUCACUGUUGGGCAAAUUGAGAUGUGCUUAGAAUACAAUAUGAACUCAAAUACCUUGCACGUCACUCUGGUACAAGGGAAAGAUUUGCUUGAGAAAGAGGAUGUCAAUUUUGAAUCUUGCUUCGUGCGUAUCAGCUUACUGCCUGAUGAGCAAAUUGUUGGAAUUUCUCGGAUUCAGAGAAAUGCAUUCUCUGUCUUCUUUGAUGAGAAGUUUUCCAUUCCACUGGACCCCUCUGCUCUUGAGGAGAACAGUCUACGCUUUUCAGUAUUUGGAAUCGAUGAAGAUGACAGAAACAUCAGUACAGGGUUGGCAGACCUGAAGCUGUCAGACCUGGAUCUCAGCUGCCGUGCCUUCAAUACUUGGCUUUAUCUGCAGGAUGUCAAUAAGGCAACGGACACAGUUGGAGAGAUCCUGCUCUCUCUCAGUUACUUACCUACAGCAGAGAGGCUGACAGUAGUGGUGGUCAAAGCCAAAAAUCUAGUCUGGAACAAUGGAAAGACCACAUCUGAUCCAUUUGUGAAAGUUUAUCUCCUUCAAGACACAAGGAAAAUAAGUAAGAAAAAGACAGCAGUGAAGCGAGAUGAUCCUAAUCCUGUUUUCAAUGAGGCCAUGAUAUUCUCAGUACCCGCGAUUGUUCUACAGGAAUUAUCAUUGAGAAUAACAGUGGCUGAAUGCAUUGAAGAUGGAAGAACUGAGAACAUAGGACACGUAAUCAUUGGGCCUGAGACCAGUGGGAUGGGCGGCACUCAUUGGAAUCAGAUGCUGGCAACAUUAAGGAAACCCGUCUCCAUGUGGCAUGCUCUCCGAAAGAAAUAAAGCAAAGCAACAAUGACAUGUUCUUGGCACGUGUAAAUAUUUUGCAUGGUGACUAAAUUCUUACAUUUUAUGGCUGGUGCUUUGGGAAAUUCAAGUUUGAGACACUAAUUUUCCUUUUACUUUAUUGACUUACUUGCAUCAGCCUUGUACUGGAAAAUGUGUAGCAGGAUAGUGGAAGAGCCAACUACAAAUCACAAUGAACUUGGCUUGAUAAUUGAAUGCAUCGAUAACAAGAGCUGAUAUGAAGUUGCUAUCCUAUUGUGUGCUUCAUAUUGAAUGGUUCAUAUAUAGGUGAAGAAUGAUUAAACAUAAUAAAGAGGUAAUUGUCUGAUGUUAUUACCCAUUCAGAAAGCAGAGCUAUGUUAGCCCUAGACCUACAAAUAAUCCCACGUAUUAACCCUGGACUGAAUCCUUUCCUAAAUAUUUGCCUUUUUCAAACUAUUUAUGCUGUAGCAGUGAGAAAGAAUUUGCAAACAAUUGACUGAUAUAUUGCGAUGAUCAGACUUUGUGGAUAAAUAGGGAUCCUGGAUGUACAUUAUUGGAACUACAAAAUAACGUGAAAGGCAGGAAAGGUUUUGUGCAUCUUCUGGCUAUUUGUUUGGGUGUUUGUUGAAUAAAUAAGAGGAGCGAGCAUACUGUUUAUGUCAUGCAUAAAACGGUAAAUUGUCAGGGUGCACUCAAGGCAUAUGUGGUUUUGAGUUGAUUUGCAGUUAUAAUGUACACAGAUACCUGCGCAUAUAUAUAUAUAUUUGAAUUAUCUAUUAUGUUGUGGUAAUGAAGUCAGACUUGUUUUAUAUGUAAUUCUAGUUCUUUCCUUCUGAUAGUUCCAUUGAAUGUGCAAUUUAUUAGAAUUUGCCAGUGAAUCAAUGAAGGCAUACUAGUUUUCAAAAUGUGAUUGCUUUACAGAAAAAUGUAGAAAAUACUUGGUGCUGUUUGCAACCUAUGUAUGUCUAAUGAGCAAUCCCAGCUUUCUGAUGACUGCUCUGAUAUCCAUUUUUCCUGGGGUUGGCAAUAAUCCAACAGGAGCCAGCUGGGUUUGAAAUGUGUACCUGCUUGGGCAAAAAAACUUUGCCCCUACACUUCCUUGGGCAAUAUAUUCCAACUUGCUGUAAUUUUACUGCUCUGAGUCUUUGCAUUGGAGCAGAUAUGGAUUAGAACAUUAGUCUUUCCUCAUGGGGUUCCAGUUGAGACCACUUCUGACAGGACUAAUUAUGUAUUAUUGAUUUUCUCAAAUCCAAAUAUGAAGAAGAGAGAAAUUAAACUUCUUAUUAAAUUUAUAAAAUAAUGUACUUUACAGGCUGGGAACUUGAAGGCUUCCCCAUCAUAAUUUCAACAGGUACAAUCCUUCCUACAGAUGUAAUCACCGUUGUAGGAGCAAACAGAUUAGAUUGUAAACAGUAUAGAUUGUUUAUUUGCACCUUGCUUGCUGAAAAUCCCAGUGGUUGGAUUAUAAAGUAUUUUACACUCGUCUCAGAGGACAGACUGCAUUCAGUAAUUAUUUAAAAGAAAUUUAAGCAAUAAUAAAUAAAAAUUAUUAAUAACAAACUGUCUCAAAUAUAUUGGGUUAACAGCCUUGAAUUGAUGAAUAUGUAAUGACAUAUUGACCUUUUAAGCAUUGAGUGAUAAAUUCUGAUGCUACACUUAGAACACAGUAAGAGCAAAACAGUUUGUUGUGAAAAAUUGUCCUAACAUCAUGGUCAAUUUAACAGUAUUUUAAAUGUAUAUUGUGUAUCACUGAUUGAUAAUGGACACGUCUAUAUUGUCAUCUGAUUUUCACUUCAGAUAUGAAUAGCCACAAAGAUUAAUUACCUGCUGUUUGCUUUUAAACAACAACUGAUUUACAUAUCUCUGGCAAAAGGAAAAUUCAUCACAGAGCUCUCCAGCUUACCUUGAGAAAUUCUGUGUGAAUUUGUUCUCCCUUAAGGCAGAGUAUUGGGGAACUACAUAUUUUUCCAAGCCCCGUUCAAUCACGAAAGUGUUGUAUUUUAAAGAUCACACCCAGGAACAGAUGAACACUGUUUCAUUGUGUCAAUGUUUCAGUUGUACACUCUUAUCUAAAGUUUGAUUUGGUGAGCUCUGUCGAACCAGCAUAUGCCUACGGAAAAUUUUGAUUGCCUUCUGGUAACUGGGUUUAUCGAUCUAAUGACAUGUGGAAAUUUUUGAAGCCAUCAGAAAGAGCAAAUCUAAUCUUCUAAUGGAAGAUUGGGUUUCAGUUCUCAGUCUAAGAGGUCAAUCAGUAAUUGUCCUUCUAACAAACUGCAUCAUCUAAUCUUCAUAAUAUAGCAAUUCUUUGUUCGUCCUCCUUUGACAGGUAUAAACCUGUAUCUAACUCUUUACCUUCAAACAAUGCUGAUCUUGCUAAUGUUCAUCUUGCCUAGCGCAUGCCCCAUGCAACACACUCUAAGUUUUUUUUCCACCCUAUGAUUUGUAUGUCCUUGCUUACAAUGAUCUGCCUGUACUGCUCAUAAACAAAGCUUUUCACUGUAAUUAGGUACAUGUAACAAUAAAUAAAUCAAAUCAAAUAUCCCAUAGAUAAAGACAACGAUCCACCUUGGCUCAGGCUAGCACUUUUUCCCCUACAUCAUGAAAACGAUAGGUUCAAGCCACGCCCAAUAUUACAUUGUGGUGCUUAAAGGGACUUCUGCAACUUUGAUAUGAUAUAUAACAAACUACCCCUUUGCCUUUUCAAGUGGAUGCAAAGGUCACAUGUACUAUUUAGAAAAAUAACCAAGUUCAGGAGCGAACACCUACCUUUCAGCCAACAUCUAGCCAUUUACCAUAUUGUUAUUUGUGGGACAUCUCACAGAUUAUUUUGGCAUUACAUCGUUGGCUAUAAUCAGCUUUGGGCUGACCUGGACGAAAGGUGUAGACAUAUGCAAGACUUUAGUUAUUUUUUGGGGACAAUGUCAACCAAAAUCUUUAGGUUAAGCAUCAUUCUUGUUUUUUCUACUCAAUAAAUGAGAACAAAUACCAUUGAACAGCAUGGGAACUUCUAUUGAUUAAAAACAAAUCUAGUAUCAACAAAAUAUGAUAUGUUCCCCUUUUUGAAGAAGAAUUAAGAAAAAGAUUCAAUGGUUAGAAAAGGAUUCAAUGCAGAAUCUGAUGAAGGGUCUAGGCCCGAAACGUCAGCUUUUGUGCUCCUGAGAUGCUGCUUGGCCUGCUGUGUUCAUCCAGCCUCACACUUUGUUACAAUGCAGAAUCAUUAUCUUCUUUGCUGACAGAUUCAGAAAAAAAGGGUCACAAUAGUAACACCAUUCAGUGAUAAAAUCAGAAAGAAUUUCAUCAAAACAAAAAUCGUCAUGGAACUCUAUAAUUCACACAAUCAAAAAUCUUUGGGUGCUGGGUAUUUUGAAUGUUUUGAGUCUGGGAGCAUUGGGUUUUAACUAACUGAAGCUGUUGAGUGGUAUGUACCAAAAGUGGCCAAAAUUGGGUUGAGGUGCAUGUCUCCCAUAGUCUGAUUAAAAAGGAGAACAUGUCCAGGGGACUGAACAGCCCACCGUUUCCUCAAAUGGUACAGUAACAUUAGGAAUACCUGAUGUAAAUAGAUUUCAUUACUGUGAGGCACUAAAAAAGUUUUAGUAAUAAGUUUAAUAAUGUGAAAAAUAACAUUGUGGUAAUGUAAGAGUAUUCCUGUACAAUAUGAAGAUGGGAUAUAUAUAUAUACACACACAUGGAGAUUAAAUUAAGUGAAUAUUUUAUAGAUUUUUAAUGAAAAAAUUGUACAUAAUGAAAAAUGAAUUCAAAGCAGAAAAUUAUUACUCAUAAUACAAUGCACUUAUAUAGAGAUAAUGAUAAAUGGUAGCUCUUUUCUAUAAGUUUUCAAAUACUUGUUUAAAAGGUUUGCGAAAACCAUAGAGAGAAAUUAAUUUCCAUGUUUGGAAUUUCAUCCUGUUUUGCUGCAGAACUCUUCUUGUUUUAAACACAAUCCAGACUAAGUAAUAAAACUAGUGUUUGGAUCCUUCUGUAGAUACUGUCACUUCACGGGAAAUGAAAAUUUGCAAGUAAUGAAUUGGAAUAUAGAUUGUAAAGAGUGAUGAAAUAGUCUUCUAGCAAAGGUAGUUGGAUGUGGCGACGUGAGAAAAAAUGUUUGCCAUUUGGACGGGGUGCACUAUGGUAGGUCAAUGCAUGAUUCUCAUCUCUAUCAAGUUUAUGAUUUGCACCAUUUGUUAAGUGACUCAUACAUUCACACUGAUAGCUGGAACAGUUAAUCAUUUGUGCGUAAUGACAACACACUGCCCAUGUGGAUAAGUGUGCUCAUAGAAGCCUCAUUCUUAAGGGAUUCCAAACACGCACCAACUUUUCAUCAUAUCACUAAUGUUUCUGCCAAACUUCCAGUGAGAUUGAAAGAAACCCUACAGAAACUCCAGGUAGUGGUGUUCAGUUUCUUUGUCUGCAAAACAAAUUGGAUAGCUGGAUAAAAGUGCAGGGAUAAGGAAAUUAACCAGCUAAACACAUUUAUAACUAUUUGCUUUAUAAGCUGGAGUAAUUAAUCUGAAGGAUCAGUUUUUGCUUUAUAACUUCUACAUAUUUUAAUAUACGAGUGAGAAGAUCCUGGUUAAUACUCAAUUAAUGUUCUGCUCUUUCAGAGAGAGAACCUGCAGUAACAGAACUCAGUAACUAGAUAAGAAGGAUAACUAGGACUGGGGGCACUUAUAAAUCAAGAGAGCUUAUAGGUAAUGCUGGAGAAUCUUCUGACUCAACUGCAAUUCACUACUUAGCUGACGAGACAUCUAUUAUCGCAUUUUUCUCAGGUAUGAGAAGACUUAACAACAGAACAUGUGCAUACGCAUGUACGGAAUGACGAAUUAAAUGAGGUAAAUGCGCAACAGAAAAACCGUCAAUUGAUGGUGUAUACACAUUCAAACAUGCAUUUGAAACCAAAGUUACCUUCCUUUAAUAAUUAUUGCAAUACAUUACUUUCUAAAACGGAAAGCAAAAGUUAUCCAAAAGUAAGCUACUCCUUGACAGGUUGGACAACGGCUGAUAAUUCCUGAAGUGGUAAUGAAUAGGGAAGUGGGACUCACUGGAAAGCACUGGCAUAAAAGGCCAGGCCACGUGUCCUCCUAUGUUCCAUGAUUCAAUGGCUUUAUUAGUUUAGCUGUAUUCAUUUGGGGCCAUAAGUGCAAUCAACAUGCGCUCAAAUGGAGAUGCCUGAACAGUUUAGGUUUUGUACCUCAUUGUCAUGUAGAAAGGAGGUCAGAGGCUACACAGCUUUAUGUGCAGGUGUUCCAAGAAACAACUGAGGAUUAUGAUGAUUGGCUGAGCCUCAGAGGUUAAGGAUGGCAGGGAAGGGAAGCAGAUGAGAGCUGACGGUGGAGAUCUCAAAACUGGGGGCAGUGCUGAUUAAAGUAUUCACCUUUUAUUCAUUUCAGGCAGUUUAACAUCACAAUUACAGGCUUCUGAAAAGAACCACUGAUGCUGACUUGCCUUAGGUGUUGGUAAGGAGCAAGGAAAAAGGUGCUAACCAUCUUAUUUAAAUACAUUAAUAGCCCAAACCUGCUUCUCAUGUAGAUGAAGGACAAUUACUGUUUGGCCCUGACCAAAAUGGCAUAAGGCAUAGGCUGAAUGAUUUACGCAUCGGAGGAACACCAUAUUGAAAAUAAAACAACAUCAGUGAUGGUGAAAACCUGAGAUCUACAGAACUGUAUUUCUAGACCAAUGAGCUUCUCUUCAGCAGCUUGGAAGGAUCGUCCACACAAAUUUUACAGGGCUGCAGCUGAAUAAAAUUCACUAAUGAUAUGAUAUAUACAGCCAGCCUACAGAAUGCGAGCCUCAAUGUACACAGAUUCUCUCUCACUCCCAGGUAUGUGCAGCUGAUGUUAACAAUACACUGGUUUGUCCUUAAGGACCUCCUCUAAUCCUGGACAGCCCACUCUUUCUCAUCUUAACACACUAUGCUAUAACCAGCAACAGCCAAUGCAUAUAUGUUGCAUUGAAUUCCCAGCUUUGCAUUUGGUCAGGUUUUACCAUUAACAAAACUAUUUUUGCUCAUUUACACUGACUCAUUCUCAGGUAGGAGCAAGACUCUAGCAUGCUAUCAGAUUUGGGUGGAAAGUCUGCUGCUAUUUCUUUUUACUGCCCUCACUUCCUUUUAUGCACGUAAACAUUAGUAUCAAAAUUUAUACACAAAGGUUACCAGUGGGAUGCUGGUUUCUCCUUUAUGCACGCUUACUAGCAUAUGAUUUUAUUAAUAAAAAUUGCAAUUAAAACAUUAUGAACAAAAGUAAUUUCCAUGAAUGGAUUAGUUUAAGUAUGUAAUUCUACACAAGGAAUAAGUGUGGAGGGUAGAAUAAUAGUGAAUAGCCAACCGUAUUGCCAACUUACUAAACUUGGUGGCCCGUCAAAAAUACUGUCAGCCAAUUCAGUCGAUGACCAAGUGUUUUUGAGUCACUGUACACUCUCCUGUGAGAUAUGGAAAGAGGUGACCUAUUCAGUUUCAAUUUAGCAUAUCAGUGACUGAAGUACAGAUAACAGCACAAGGAGAACCUUUAAAGGGUAUAAAUUUGACAAACUAACUGAACUUCUAGGAUUUGAAUUUCAGGUCUGCAAAAUUAAAUGGUUAUUUGGCACACAGCUUGAAUGGCAUUGAUGUGCCAGAACCAGCCCUGAAAGGCACUGCCAUCAAAGUUUUUCCUCACUUUCAUCGUGCAAACUAGAACGUUCUUCAAUUGCAUGGUUUACCUGUACCAUUUGCUAAAUGUAAACUUUCCUUUUCAAAUAAAUGGCUUCUUUCAAAAUGA
Molecule: messenger RNA, 9144 nt
Organism: Stegostoma tigrinum
Lineage: Eukaryota; Metazoa; Chordata; Chondrichthyes; Orectolobiformes; Stegostomatidae
Gene: syt12
Product: synaptotagmin XII
Exons: 10
Coding region: 1139-2404 (421 amino acids)
Biological process (GO): cellular response to calcium ion; regulation of calcium ion-dependent exocytosis; regulation of dopamine secretion
Molecular function (GO): calcium-dependent phospholipid binding; clathrin binding; phosphatidylserine binding
Source: RefSeq, a predicted model, not a curated record